Pseudopipra pipra is the source of this 5809-nucleotide messenger RNA. It is a transcript of the gene STRN3, whose product is annotated as striatin 3. The record is from RefSeq and is a predicted model, not a curated record. Bases 1 to 2448 code for a protein of 815 amino acids. The transcript is spliced from 19 exons. Gene Ontology annotation, molecular function: calmodulin binding; protein-containing complex binding; protein phosphatase 2A binding. Gene Ontology annotation, cellular component: dendrite. Lineage: Eukaryota; Metazoa; Chordata; Aves; Passeriformes; Pipridae.
AUGGACGAGCACCCUGGAGCCGGAGGAGGCGGUGGGAUGGCGGCCGCCCCGAGACCGCAGCAGCCGCCACUGCAGGCGGGUGGGAACAUGAACCUGCAGUCGGGUGGGGGCUGCGUGGGGGCCGGAGCCGGCGGCGGCGGAGGAGGAGGGCAACAGCCGCAGCCCCAGGGCCCCGCGGCCCCGGCCGGGCAGGAGGCGGCGGGCCCCGCCGAGCUGUCCCGGCCCCAGCACUACACUAUCCCGGGGAUCCUGCACUACAUCCAGCACGAGUGGGCUCGCUUCGAGAUGGAGAGGGCGCACUGGGAGGUGGAGCGGGCCGAGCUCCAGGCUCGGAUAGCGUUUCUACAAGGGGAAAGAAAGGGUCAAGAAAAUUUGAAGAAAGACUUAGUGAGAAGAAUAAAAAUGUUAGAAUAUGCAUUAAAACAAGAAAGGGCAAAAUAUCAUAAAUUAAAAUAUGGCACAGAAUUGAACCAAGGUGACUUGAAAAUGCCAACUUUUGAAUCAGAAGAUACCAAAGAUACAGAGGUUCCUGCAGUACCUCAGAAUAGCCAACUGACCUGGAAGCAAGGCAGACAGUUACUGCGACAGUAUCUUCAGGAAGUAGGAUAUACAGAUACAAUAUUGGAUGUACGCUCCCAGAGGGUAAGGUCUUUGCUUGGGCUCUCCAAUUCAGAACCAAAUGGUUCAGUAGAGACGAAGAACUUAGAACAGAUCCUGAACGGUGGUGAAUCUCCUUCAUCAAAACAAAAGGGACAGGAAAUCAAAAGGAAUUCUGGUGAUGUUCUUGAAACAUUUAACUUCUUAGAAAAUGCAGAUGACAGCGAUGAAGAAGAGGAGAAUGACAUGAUAGAAGAUAUUGCAGAAGGAAAAGAAAAGCAUCGGAUAAAUAAGAAACACAAAAUUGGUAAUGAAGGUUUAGCUGCUGACCUUACAGAUGACCCUGAUACUGAAGAAGCUUUGAAAGAAUUUGACUUUUUAGUGACAGCUGAAGAUGGUGAGGGAGCUGGAGAAGCUCGAAGUUCAGGAGAUGGAACAGAGUGGGACAAAGAUGACCUGUCCCCAACUGCUGAGGUUUGGGAUGUAGACCAGGGACUAAUAAGUAAACUGAAGGAACAGUACAAGAAGGAACGAAAGGGGAAGAAAGGGGUAAAGAGAGUCAACAGGACAAAACUUCACGACAUGAUAGCUGAUCUGGGCGAUGAUGAGAUACCCCACAUCCCUUCAGGAAUCAUUAAUCAAUCUAGGUCACCCUCUUCUAGAAUGCCUGAUCAUGAAGGUGCAAGAGCAGAGGAAGCUGAACCAAUAACGUUUCCACCUGGAGGAGGCAAGUCAUUUAUUAUGGGUUCUGAUGAUGUGUUGUUAAGUGUACUGGGCCUUGGAGACCUUGCAGACUUGACAGUAACAAAUGAUGCAGACUAUAGUUAUGAUUUGCCAGCUAAUAAAGAUGCCUUCCGAAAGACAUGGAACCCUAAGUAUACGCUACGCAGUCAUUUUGAUGGAGUGCGAGCAUUAGCUUUUCAUCCUGUAGAGCCUGUGCUGGUUACAGCCUCUGAGGACCAUACUCUAAAACUUUGGAAUUUGCAGAAAACAGUUCCUGCCAAAAAGAGUGCCUCUUUAGAUGUAGAACCCAUCUACACGUUUAGGGCCCACAUUGGACCUGUAUUGUCAUUGGCAAUUAGUUCCAAUGGAGAACAGUGUUUCAGUGGUGGUGUUGAUGCAACCAUCCAGUGGUGGAACAUGCCUAGCCCUAAUGUGGAUCCAUAUGAUACCUAUGAGCCAAACGUUCUAGCUGGCACAUUAAUUGCUCACACAGAUGCAGUCUGGGGUCUUGCUUACAGUGGUGUAAAGAAUCACUUACUCUCCUGUUCAGCAGAUGGCACUAUUAGGUUGUGGAAUCCGCCAGAAAAAAUUCCCUGUAUUUGCACUUACAAUGGAGAGAAAGAGCAUGGAAUACCUACAUCAGUUGACUUUAUAGGUUGUGACCCUGCUCAUAUGGUGGCAUCUUUUAACACUGGCAGCACAGUCAUCUAUGAUUUAGAAACAUCCCAGUCAGUGGUAAUGUUUUCAUCACAAAUAGAAUCUGGUGUACAAUCAAAUAAUCAUAUUAACAAGGUAGUAAGUCAUCCCACACUUCCUGUAACUAUUACAGCACAUGAAGAUAGACACAUCAAAUUUUUUGACAACAAAACGGGUAAAAUGAUCCAUUCUAUGGUUGCUCACUUGGAUGCUGUCACAAGUCUAGCUGUAGAUCCUAAUGGAAUCUAUUUAAUGUCUGGAAGCCAUGAUUGUUCCAUUAGGUUAUGGAAUUUGGACAGCAAGACAUGUGUGCAAGAAAUAACAGCUCAUAGGAAAAAGCUGGAUGAAUCAAUUUAUGAUGUAGCAUUUCAUCCGUCAAAAGCAUAUAUUGCCAGUGCAGGAGCUGAUGCCCUUGCCAAAGUAUUCGUGUGACAUAGCAGAACAAACCUGCAUCAUAACAGCAGUCUAAAGCAUUCAACUAAUCAACAGACAAGAGAGUAUUUGAAUUUUAUUGGAAGUAAUUUCAUAAUCGCCUUUUCUGAAGCCGAACAUUGUUUCUGGCAGCUUUUCCAGACUGCUGCAUUUUAAUGCUUAAAUGAAAUGUGAUUGUUUAAUAAACAUUACCAUGCAUAACAUUUACUUUUUUUUAAUUGUAUUAAAAUCGAAAUGAUAAAACCAAAAAUAUUUGCUUAUUUUCCUUAAUUGAUAUCUUAACUCUCAUCUUAGUGAACUAAUGCAUAGUGGAUCAAAUACUGUAGUGAGGCUUCACUUAUUGAAUAUUAACAAUAAUCUCUAAUACAGUCUUAGUUUAUUUGUUGUGGGGUACUACAUGCUCAAACCUUCAUUUGUUGGUUUGGGGUUUUUUAGAAGAGAAGAACUCAAGUAUUGGUGAUGGGGGGAAAAAUGAUAGUGCUGAAAGGUUUUUAUUUAGCAAAAAUGCUUCAAGUAAUGAAAGGACUUACUUCUCUUUUGUAAGUAAGACCCAAAGGAUUUGUGUUUAGAACCUGAAAGAUGUCUAAAUAUGUUUAAUAAUAAAUUUAGUAUUUAGGGUAUGAUUGAUGUUAACAGACUUACUCUCCAUCUUACUUUUUUAUUGUAGGAACUGUUCUAAGCAGAAGAGUGGUGACUGUAGUCCAGCACCUUAUUUACAUAAAUAGCAAAUACACAGGAAAAUGGGUGUAACAAGGCCUGGGCAAGAACCUCCCCUAAUUUAGAAAUACUAAGGAAGAAUUUUGUUAUGUGCUUUGAUUUACUUUAAAACUGAUAGCAGUCUGCUCUAGCACUUCCCAUCUCGAAUCAAUGGAAAGCUUCUUGGUCACAGUGCUGACUUCUGUUUCUUCUACCAUAUUGCACUAAAAAGUUGUCUCAAACAAGCACAGUUGAGCAACUGGUAUUUUUGCAGGGACGCUAAACACACAGAUAGGGUGGUCUACAUAAAUCCUUCUGGGAAUAUGUGUAUCUUUUUUUCUUCCCAUAUAGAGGAGGUACAUGGUAUGAAAAUAUGACUGACUUCAAGUUUUACUUCGGUUUCAUUUCAUGGAAGCAUAGAAAGGCUUCCAAAGGAAGGGAACAUUAAAGGGGACAUUAAGGAUCAUCUAUUUCUCACCUCACCCCUGCCACCAUGGGCAGGGACACCUCCUACAUGUUGUUAAAAGCCACAUCCAGCCUGACCUUGAGCAUUUCCCCUUCUCCUGUCACUACAUGCCCUUGUAAAAAGUCCCCCUCCAUCUUUCUUGUAGGCUCCCUUCAGGUACUGGAAGGCCACAAUCAGGUCACUCUGAAGCCUUCUCUUUUUUCAGGCUGAACAACCCCAACCUUCUCAGGCUUUCCUCGUAGGAGAGGUGCUGCAUUCCUCUGAUCAUCUUGUGGCCCUUGUCUGGACUCGCUCUAGUAUAUCAGUGUCCUUCCUGUGCUGAGGACCUCAGGCCUGGAUCAGUACUCAAGGUGGGAUCUCAGGAGAGCAGAGUAGACGGUCAGAAUCCCCUCCCUCACCCAGCUGGCCACACUGCUUUGGAUGCAGCCCUGAACAUGUCGAGACUCAUUCACCAACACCCCUAAGUCCUUCUCAGCAGGAUGCUCUCAAUCUCUUCAUUCCCCAGCCUGUAUUGAUACUGGGGGUUGCCCCAACCCAGGUGAAGCACCUUGUACUUGGUCUUAUUAAAUCUCAUGUGAUUCCCAUGUGCCCACUUCUCAAGCUUGUCCAGGUCCCUCUGGAUGGCAUCCAAUCCUUCAGGUGUGUCAAUGGCACUACUCAGCUUGGUUACCCAAGUGCAUGUAUGUAAAUAUAUACAUAUGUAUUUAUGUUCUGGUUUUAAGAAGUUUUUUAAAAGAAUUAACAAAAGCAGAAGGCUCCAGAAUUGUUUAGAAAUGCUACUUCUGAGGUGAGCAUGAAAGAAGGUUUAAGUUCCAUAUUUAAUACUCGCUCUAUUGAUAGCUGGAGAAUGCACACCCUGGAGUCCUAAACAGAUAAAAUACACUAAAGGAUUUUAAAAUAAGUAGUUCAAGCUACAAAAACUUUAAAUGUCCUAAAUAUAUAUUGUUUUGUUUUCUAAUUUUAACAAUAAAACUCUUGAGUUGAUAAUGUAAAAGAACAUACCUUCUUUUUAGUCCUCCUCCUUACCUUGUGGUAUCUUAAUGGCGCCCCACAUAAAAAGUCACCUAGACUCUCUGAAGGUGCAUGUAUAGCAACAAUACACUUUUUUUAAAAAAAAUAUUUGCAGAGUUUAAAGAAAUUAAUUUAACUCUGGUGAAAUCCAUAGUCAUGAAAAGAAGACAAUGUGAGGUAACCUAUGUCAUAAGGCUCUUGUUUUCAGGAGUCACUGAACCUCUGACUGCAGUGCUGUGAAAGUCUCCACUGAAAACAGUACACUGAUAUAUGUUGAUAUGCACUUUAACAGUAGCUAUGCUUUGAUGUCUUUAGAUGCAUAUAAAAUGGAACAAAUGUCAGUGAGGCCUGCUGGGGGGUUUUUUGGUGAUCUAAAACCUUAUUAGGAGCAUAGGUCUUGAACUUGGUAUUGAUAUUUUCUCUGGGAAGGUCAUGCCAUGUCCAGCUGAUUUGGUCUAGUUUUCCUGGAGCAAAGUAACUGGGGAAGCCAGCCAUUGGCCAACCCUCAGCCACCCUAGUAUAUCAACAGUGUCUGGGAGCAGUGCUAGGGCAUUUAAUCUGGCAGUAGAAGAAUUUUUGCUUUGACUGUAUGUAGUGCUAUGACAUAGCGCUGAGAGUAAUACCAAAUCUCUAGUGUAUUGUCUUAACUGAGGGAGAGAGAACUGAUUCCUACAAGCAUAUGCCUCCACUUAACAUUCUUUUAGGAACAUAAGCUGUUGCUGGUUGUUAGCUAUUGACCACUAACAAAUAGCAAGUAGCAGCUUACACAUUUAGUAUCUUCAUCUGUGAACAUCAUACACAGUUGUCUUCAGUUACAUGGAGUGUUCUGUUAAAUCUUAUCAGUGCUGUGAAACUUUUGAUACUCUCAUUUUGAUACUCUCAUUUUAAAUUGAUUCAAAUUAAUGGAUUUAUUACAAAAUUAAAAACUUCCUAAACUAAAGGAUCAGUGCUGUGAAUUUAUAUAUAUAUUUGGAAAACUAAGACUAUAGGUAGGAAUUUAUAAGUGAUCUUGUAUUAUCUGUGUGUGUAAAAGGCUGCCUCUUUUAAACUGAUUAUUACUGGGAGCUGUAUUUGCUUUAGCAAAGUUCCAAAGUAUUGAUAUUGACCUAUUCUUUACAAAUGGCAUUAAUUCUUUGAAAAGAGAUGGUCUUUCAAAUAAAAAUAAAGAUAAUGCUAGCUUAAUUGUUA